Molecule: messenger RNA, 1877 nt
Organism: Daphnia pulicaria
Lineage: Eukaryota; Metazoa; Arthropoda; Branchiopoda; Diplostraca; Daphniidae
Gene: MAPk-Ak2
Product: MAP kinase-activated protein kinase 2-like
Exons: 9
Coding region: 154-1251 (365 amino acids)
Biological process (GO): intracellular signal transduction; protein autophosphorylation; peptidyl-serine phosphorylation
Cellular component (GO): nucleus; cytoplasm
Molecular function (GO): ATP binding; calmodulin binding; calcium-dependent protein serine/threonine kinase activity
Source: RefSeq, a predicted model, not a curated record
AAAAAGAAAAUUGGUAAAAAGAGGGUGGGAUUCAGGUGCUAACCGUUUGUUGACUGUAUUUGGUGAUUAUCACCUCGUGAAUAAUUCUGUUUGUAUCAGAAACCUUUCUUAAUCUUCAAUAGCGACUCAUGUCGUUGUACUCGUUUUCUAAGAAUGAAUCCAAACGUUUUCGCCCAGCAGUCUGUGAUCGGAUCACAUACCCUUAAUCCAAAGACGAUCCCGAUAACAGAGGAGUACGAAAUAAGCAAAAAGGUUUUGGGUUUAGGAAUUAGCGGAAAGGUCGUCGAGUGUUUUUCGUUGAAGAAUAAGAAGAAAUAUGCUCUUAAGGUUUUACGUGACAAUCCUAAAGCAAGAAGGGAAGUAGAACUUCACUGGAGAGCAAGUAGCCACCAGCACAUUGUCAACAUUAUUGAUAUAUAUGAAAAUAUUCAAGGAAACACAAAAUGCCUUCUUGUUGUUAUGGAAUGCAUGGAAGGAGGAGAAUUGUUCCAACGCAUUCAAGACCGUGCAGAUGGUGCUUUCACUGAGAGAGAAGCGGCCGAAGUUAUGCGUGAUAUUUGCUUGGCUGUGCGACAUCUUCAUUAUAUGGGCAUAGCUCACAGAGACCUGAAACCAGAGAACCUAUUAUAUUCUUCCCCUGGUCUAGAUGGCAUAUUAAAGCUGACAGACUUUGGUUUUGCUAAAGAAUGUUUUGCUAAGGAAACUUUACAAACACCUUGCUACACACCGUAUUAUGUCGCUCCUGAAGUUCUUGGCCCAGAAAAAUAUGACACAUCUUGCGAUAUGUGGUCAUUAGGAGUUAUCAUGUACAUUUUACUCUGCGGGUAUCCCCCUUUCUAUUCUAAUCAUGGACAGGCCAUGUCACCUGGUAUGAAGAAACGUAUUCGUACAGGGCAGUAUGAUUUCCCCAAUACCGAGUGGAAACACGUUUCUGGUGAGGCCAAAGAGUUGAUUCGAUCUAUGCUUCAAACAGAAGCAACAAAAAGACCCACCAUCGAUCAAGUCAUGCAAAACAAAUGGAUCGCGCAUUUUGCUGCUGUCCCACCGACACCGUUGGCAACAGGGACCGUAUUGAAAGAGGAAGAAGAAGCCUGGCCUGAAGUACAAGAAGAAAUGAACCGUUCUUUGGCUACGAUGCGCGUGGAUUAUGAUCAAGUUGCAUUAAAGUCUUUACAGACAUCAAAUAAUGCAUUACUGAACAAGCGGCGCAAAAGAGCCGCACCUGAGCCUCCUUGUGCCCAAGCACACUAAAAAUGAAAGAGUUUACAUCUUGUCUGUUUGCGGCCUCUGGUUGAAUUUCAUGGUUACCGUAGAAUAUUCUAACUGAAACACUGUCGUUCGCUCCAGUUCUCACAAUUCUACAUCACUUAAUCUUGUUGUAGUUAAUUAAAUUCAACCGGUAUUGUUUAGACGUCUGUUAAAUCCAUGCUUGUUCUUAAUCAACAGAUUUACUUAUAUACGUGUACGUGCAGAUUUCCGUACUAUUGUUGAUCCUCCCCCGUGAAUUAUGAUCAAACCUGUGUGAAUGUUUCUGAUUGUUUUGUUAUUUUUGCAUCACUGGACUUGAUUGCUCAGCUUUGCCAUUUUGAGCAAAUCUUGGUGUUGGAGAGUUGUGACUUUUCUACCAUCUAUUUAGCCGUUUACUUAUUAUACAUUUCUGAAAGGAGACCUUGAGCUGAUCUAACGUUAGCUAUAGCGUCCAGAUUGCCUUAAGUUUUGUUUUGAAUGGUAUAGAAUGUUGUGGUUCUACCUGUUCAUCUCUUGUUAUACAGUGCAAUUAGUUACUUACAUCCUGGUGGUCUAUUCUUCGGCCACGCCGGACAUUAUUGGCUACCAAGUUAUGUUUUAUGUGUUCCAAAUACAAACGGUGGCAUGUU